ACUGUCAUAUUCUCCCUUUCCGCCAAGCUUGGACUGGACGGACCCUCCUCCUCUUUCUCUCUCUGUAUGUAUCUAUAUGUGUAUAUAUAUAUACACACACACAGAGACAGACACAUAAUCCCAUUACUUCAAAACUACUCGUAUUUCCUUCAUAGUGAAUGGCUUUUCGUACAUCCAUAGCCAAGCGCAUAUUCAACUUCAAACAAGCAGAGUCACCUGCGCCGAUCAAACGUGCUCCGUUAUCCGGCGAGAACGAUCUACCAUCCAGAUUGAGCUUCCACAGGCAGCUAAUCACGCCGCCGCGAGGCACAAUCGGUGCAAUUUUCCAGCGGUUCUUCCACCGGAGAGCGAUCAACGCCGCCACGUGGCUGCCGAAGUUCGUGACGGCUCCGGCGGGAGACGAAUCCAGGAAGAAUAUGCGGCCUCUCAACAUUCCCGGCGGCCGGAUCGGGCUCGCUCCGCCUCCGCGGAUGCGAGAUCCGGAGGAGGCGGCGGUGCACCAGAUUUCGGUGAACGAUAUGCGGAAGAUUCUGCGAUCUGCUCAGCUGGAGAAGGUGAGGUCGAGGAUCAGAGGAGUCGCCGUGAAUUGCGUGCCGUACGCGGAGUUUGUUACGAUUUGUGGAUGCGGUUGUAAUAACAGAGAGCAAGCUCUGGAAUUUGCGAAGAUGAUGGACGAGUCCGGCACUGUCAUCGUUCUUGGCGACGUCGUUUUGCUCCGCCCCGAUUUGGUGGCGAAAUCUAUGGAGAAAAUGAUUUACGAGAGAAUUGUGUUGCCAAACGAUCCGAGAAGGAAAGAGCUAGAAACAAUGGAGAAGCAAAAGGGCUUUAUCGACCAAAAGGCCCAAUCACUAGUCAAAAGAGAACUAUACUGCGGGCUGGGCUUUCUAGCCCUGCAAACGUUGGGCUUCAUGAGGCUAACAUUUUGGGAGCUGAGUUGGGAUGUUAUGGAGCCCAUUUGCUUCUUCGUCACGUCAUUUCACUUCGGGCUGGCCUACACUUUCUUCCUCCGGACUUCCAAAGAGCCCAGUUUUGAAGGGUAUUUCCGACGUCGUUUGAAAACAAAGCAAGAAAAACUCAUGAAACUAUACAAUUUCGAUGUCGAAAAAUACAAUAAGCUCAGGGAAGCCUUUUUCCACGUGGAUUAUGAUUUAUGACCCCAUGUACAAAAUAUAAAUUUGUUUAUAGAUCCUAGAAAAGACCAUUAAGGUAAUGAAAAUUAUAUGUACCAAAUGGAUGGGAAAAAUGUCUUUAUACCAUUAAAAUUUUGUUCAUUUG
Messenger RNA from Cuscuta campestris, 1275 nucleotides. The record is from the annotation of a GenBank genome assembly. Lineage: Eukaryota; Viridiplantae; Streptophyta; Magnoliopsida; Solanales; Convolvulaceae.